Guyanagaster necrorhizus is the source of this 2112-nucleotide messenger RNA. RefSeq lists its product as uncharacterized. The transcript is spliced from 2 exons. The record is from RefSeq and is a predicted model, not a curated record. Lineage: Eukaryota; Fungi; Basidiomycota; Agaricomycetes; Agaricales; Physalacriaceae. The coding region runs from base 56 to 1954 and encodes 632 amino acids.
CGAUAAAGAACUGGGGAAGAACCGGUCCUUCUAGUGCGACUACUUACGUCUCGUUAUGUCGCAAAGGAAUCCCACAGCCAAUACAGUCUUUCAAGGCCGAGAAACCCUGAAGCUUUGUCCGGGCGACCAUUCUGACCGCAUUAAGCAUAUUCACAACCUCUCUAUCGCUCUCAAAACUCGUUUCGAGCAGGAUGGCCGGACAGAGGAUCUCGAAGAAGCAGUCAGUCUUGCGGAGGAGGCUGAAGCGCUCGCGAUAGCCAUCGAUCAUCCUUACUUACUCUGGUUUCACCACUGUGUCGUCAUUUCUGACCCAAGCAUUCCCAUUGCCGACAAGCUAUCUGCCUAUCCCAACGCGAGUGCUGAAGAGAGGUUUGAGGUAGCACUCGCAUUGGCCGAUAUGGCUCGCAUACAUAACACAUCUCUCGUUAUACGGGCAUACAAACUUGCCCUGACGCUCGUUGAGCGAGCGCUUAAUGUUCGCUUCACGAGCGAGUCCCAGCAUCGUUUCCUUUCACGGCCGGAUGUCCGUCAACUACCGUCUCGUGCAGCAUCAUGGGCUAUACAGCAUGGAGCACUGGAUACCGCGAUCGAGAUCCUCGAGCAGGGCCGGGGCCAAAUAUGGGCCAAGAUGCGAGAUACCACGUAUCCUUUAGGAGAGCUCCCUGCGAUAUCUGAGGAAUUGAUAGAUGCUUUCCGGGAAGUCUGUGUACAGCUGAUGCUUCUUUCCAUUGCCCCAAGCAACGAUAUUCUUGACGCGGAGACUAGACGCGAGUAUCGUCGUCUCAAAUUGGAACAAUGGGCUGACAUGCUGAAGAAGAUCAGACAGCUUGACGGAUUUCAGGACUUUCUCCACACCAAGCCGUUUAGCACUCUCCAGACGGCUGCGAGUGGCGGACCUGUUGUCUUCAUUAAUAUUGACAGUCAUCGCUCUGACGCGAUUAUCUUGUGCAGUGAGGGUGCACCUAGCUUAGUUCCCCUUUCACCGGACCUGCCGCAGACACUCUCCAGUAUCGUUGAGACACUGGAAGGUGUGAAAGAGAGCGCGCGGGGGAGCAGACCGUGGACUGAUGACGAGGAUGGACCCUCCAGCGCGCUACUCCAGAUUCUUCGUGUCCUGUGGGAGGACGUCUGCCAACCCGUCGUUGAGCAUUUACUUGCAACAGGAAUCGCGGAACAGUCUCGUAUAUGGUGGUGUCCAACGGGUGCACUUUUGUCAUUGCCUAUUCAUUCCGCAGGGCCGUAUAUCGAAGGAGAGAGAAAUUUGAUAGACAUCUUCGUCUCUUCCUAUACACCGACUUUGUCCGCUCUGAUUAGAGCUCGCGCGCCCGACCUGUCUACGAAAGAUGUCAAAGACCUCCCUGUGAAAGGCGUGAAGCUACUUGCCCUCGGUCAGUCCAAUACCUUGCCCCAGGUCAAAUUGGAGUUUGAGGAACUUCGAAAUAUAUUUGCUGAUGCAGCAAACCUGUUAGACGGCCAAGAAUCUAAACCCGACGUGUUUACAACAGGCGCAUCAACUGAAGGCUGGUUACAUUUUGCAUGCCACGGCUUUUUGAACACAGAAAAACCUUUAGAGUCGUACUUUGCCUUGCACGGCGGAAGUCUGUCUGUGAAAGAGAUUAUGGCAGGUGCCACUGCCUCAUCCGGGGAGCUGGCGUUUCUGGCUGCCUGCCAUAGUGGCACGGGCGAAUCUGAACUAGCUCCAGAUGAGAUGAUAAGCCUUGCUGCUGUGAUCCAGACUAUCGGCUAUCGCUGUGUCAUUGCAACCCUGUGGACAAUGGCAGAUGUAGAUGGACCAGUCCUCGCUCGAGAAUUCUAUGGCUAUUUACUGCGACGUGGCAUUGCAAAUGCUGAUUUCCAGGAAUCAGCUAUGGCAUUACAUGUCGCAGUCAAAGCCAUGCGGAAUGAAGGUGUCCCCGUUGAACGUUGGAGUACGUUCAUCCAUAUUGGCAUCUGAUGCAUCGCCAAAAGAAACUCUGACAGUAGUUCUAUAAGAAUGAUAGUAAGAAUAUUAUCUAUAGAAAGCGUGAAGGGUAGGAAUCGCCCUUGUUUUCUCCAGUUCUCAGGGCAGAAGAGAAGUGUGCAGAGCAGUAGACGAGGCCCAAUAAUACCACG